AUGUCUUCACUGAAAAAGGCGCUCACUUCGCUCAAGCCACGGUCCGCGUCCAACUCCAAUGCAAACAGCGAUACAGAGAGCCACAAGGAUAGGGAGAAGGACAAGGAGAGCACAACCAGCACCGAAAAGCCCCCCCGCGCCAGCACCGGUCUGUCCUCACUGAUCGGAAGGCAUUCGACGGACAGGCAUUCGACGGAUUCCAACCGUCGCUCGCUGGAUGUUGGCUCGCCCUCGCGGCCCUCCAAGGACCACCCACGCAUUUCCCAAAGUCCGCUCGGCUUCCUACGCCGCAAGGUACGUGGUGGAUCCGAUGACUCGCACUCAUCCACCGAGGACCUGCCCCUCAAUCGCGAUGGCGAUCCCAUGAGCCGCAACCAGCAGCGCAAGCACGACCGUCAAGCCGAAAAGGAGCGCCAUCGGCAGGAUGCGGAAGCUCGCUUGGAGGCCGACCGCAAGCGCAAGGAGGAGAUGGAACGCCGGGCGGCCGAAGAGGAGACCGAGGAGCAGCGUUCCAAGUAUGGUGUGUUGCCCAUCAACUACUAUGCGGGCCAGCAGAAGCAUGAGGAUCGCGUCGACAUUCGCACUCUGAAGCCGGAGCAGGUUGGCCAGAUGGUGUGCUUCCGAGCCCGUCUGCACAACCUGCGGAAGCUCAGUGCACAUCUCAUGUUCAUCGAGCUGAGGCAGCAGACAGCCACCAUCCAAGGUAUUCUCCACGAGCAUGGCAGUGUCUCCCAGCACUUUGUCUACUGGGCAGAGCAUCUCCAUGUGGAGUCGGUGGUUGUCAUAAAGGGCGUUAUACAGGAACCCAAGUCGAAGCAGGGCGAGAUUAUCGGAGUGUCUAUCCACAACUUGGAGAUUCACAUACACGAGAUGCACGUCGAGGCUCAGCCCAACGAGCCAUUGGCGUUCACCGUGCACGAAGCCGAGGUGACAAAGGCUGAGACUGAGGUCGAGGGUGAUGGUCGGCACCGCGUCUCCGACAGAGCCCGACAGCACAACCGCAUUAUUGAUCUGCGGACCACUGCCUCGCAGGGAAUCUUCCGCAUUCAGUCUGGCGUAUGCCAGGCAUUCCGCUCCCAUUUGCAUUCGAAGGGAUUCAUCGAGAUCCACACUCCAAAACUGCAAGGAGCCGCCUCUGAAUCUGGAGCCAGUGUCUUCAAGGUCGACUACUUCGGUCGCCCUGCUUUCCUCGCCCAGUCACCACAAUUGGGCAAACAGAUGUGCAUAGCUGCAGACUUCCCUCGCGUAUUCGAGAUUGGCCCGGUAUUCCGAGCCGAGAACAGCAACACCCACAGACAUUUGACUGAAUUCACGGGUCUGGAUUUGGAAAUGGCGAUUGACGAGCAUUAUCACGAAGUGCUUCGGGUCCUUGACAGCACAUUCAAGGCCAUCUUUACGCAUGUGUACGAGAACUAUAAGGACGAGAUCGAGGUGGUCAAGCGGCAGUUUCCUCACGAAGAUCUGGUCUGGCUGGAGGAGACCCCAAUCAUUCCGUUUGCUGAGGGAAUUCGAAUGCUGAAUGAGUCCGGCUAUCGGGACGAGCAAGGGAAAGAACUACCCGAAGAUGAGGAUAUGGGAACUCGCGACGAAAUCGCUCUUGGUGCAGUCAUCAAGGAGAAGUACAAGACCGACUACUACGUGCUUGACAAGUUCCCUGCAUCUGCACGACCCUUUUACGCAAUGCCCGAUCCCAACAACCCGAACCUCACGAAUUCGUUCGAUAUCUUCUUACGUGGGCAGGAGAUUCUGUCGGGUGGCCAGCGUAUCCACGACGCUGCCAUGCUCGAGGCAAAGAUGGAGAAGCUGAAAAUGAACCCUAAAGAUCUUGAAGACUACAUGACCGGCUUUGAAUGGGGUGCUCCUCCCCAUGGAGGCGGUGGUAUCGGCAUGGAGCGGAUUCUCAUGCUUCUGCUGAAGCUUGGCGACAUUCGGAAUGCCACGCUCUUUGCGCGUGACCCAAAAUCGCUGCCAUACAGGCCACCUGUGAAGCAGCUGCGACACCCAGAGGCGAGCACCAUGCACCCACCCUGGGCGGGACAGGACCGCGUCGCUGCGCAUAUGGACUAUCAGCCACUCGAGCAACUCAUCGCAAACUACGGCGAUGCGUCCAACACCUCGUGGUUGGAGCCCAAAUUCGAAAUCUGGCGCGACCCUAACACUGGCGCAGCUAUUGGUUUCGUACCGCACGAAGGUUUCGCCAUCACGAUUGGCGAUCCUCUCUGUCACAUAAGCCAGUACACCAAGACCAUGGGCGGCUACCUACGUUACAUCAAGAAAGAGCGAAAGCUUAAGCCCUUGUGGUUGCUAUGUGGGUCCGCAGCAGAGGAGGUGCUUGCCAACAAGUUCGACUGGCGGACAUUAUCCGUUGCUGCAGAACAGCGUCUGGAUCCGUCAAACAACCCCGCUGCUCGCGACUCAGAGAUCCAGCGAAAGGUUCGCCAUGCGGAGAAGGAGGGAGUCAAGGCUCACGACAUUCCACUCGGACACAAGAUCCCCGACGAUAUCAAGGAGAAGGUCGACAGGCGGAUUGAGGAUUGGCUGCAGAACCGGAAGGGAAAGCAGGUCCACUUAACAGACGUUCACCCUUGGCAAGACACUGCACACAGGCAGUAUCACUACACAACCAGCAAGGAUGGCCAAAUCUGCGGUCUUGUUAUUCUGGCACAGCUCUCACCAGAGCACGGAUGGCAAGUCAAGUUUGCGCUUGACUUUCCAGGUGCGCCGUCGGGCUCCAUCGAGUUGCUCGUACUUCAUUCGUUGAAGGCGGCCGCUGCGACUGGCGCCACGUCAGUCACAUUCGGUGGUGGUGCUUCUUCUAGGCUCACCCCAGGCCACAACCUGAAGGGUGCCAGAGUYAAGGUGUUGGCCAAAGCGUACCAUGCCAUUGCCACCGAGCUCAAGUUGACGAACAAGAGCGAGUUCAGGGAGAAGUUGGGCGCUCAGGAUGAUCCGAUUUUUGUAUGUUACCCCCCUCGCGGUCUUGGACCAGGCGGCGUCCGCGCCAUUCUGAGCUUUUUCGAGGACGACGAUGACGACAAAAAUAAGGUCUAG
Molecule: messenger RNA, 3051 nt
Organism: Ramularia collo-cygni
Lineage: Eukaryota; Fungi; Ascomycota; Dothideomycetes; Mycosphaerellales; Mycosphaerellaceae
Product: related to aspartyl-tRNA synthetase, cytoplasmic
Exons: 2
Coding region: 1-3051 (1016 amino acids)
Biological process (GO): aspartyl-tRNA aminoacylation
Cellular component (GO): cytoplasm; aminoacyl-tRNA synthetase multienzyme complex; cytosol
Molecular function (GO): ATP binding; RNA binding; aspartate-tRNA ligase activity
Source: RefSeq, a predicted model, not a curated record